Messenger RNA from Mauremys reevesii (Reeves's turtle), 2255 nucleotides. RefSeq names its product photoreceptor outer segment membrane glycoprotein 2. Gene Ontology annotation, biological process: visual perception. The transcript is spliced from 3 exons. The record is from RefSeq and is a predicted model, not a curated record. The coding region runs from base 1 to 1095 and encodes 364 amino acids. Lineage: Eukaryota; Metazoa; Chordata; Testudines; Geoemydidae. Gene Ontology annotation, cellular component: membrane.
AUGGCUGUCUUUAAAGUAAAAUUCACAAAAACUAAGAGAGACAAAUUGGCUCAGAUCCUGUGGAUCCUCAACUGGGUUUCUGUAGCGACCGGUGUCAUUCUCUUCAGCCUGGGUCUCUUUCUGAAAAUAGAGAUCAAGAAGCGCAGUGAGGUGAUGGCAAAAGGGGAGAUUAACUCUGUUCCCAACAUGCUCAUCUCAGUAGGGGUCAUAGCUUGCAUCAUCAACUUCCUUGGUGGCAAAAUCUGCUAUGACUGUUCCGACACCACCAAGUUCUCUCGAUGGAGGCUAGUCAUGCUCCCUUACAUUGUGUGCACCUUCUGCUUCACCUUCUGCAUCCUGGUGGGUGCUCUCAUGUGCUACACCAUGAGGAAUGAGCUGGAGGAGUCUCUUUAUCUGGGAUUGAGAGAUGCUAUUAAGUUCUACAAGGACACAGACAUCCCUGGACGGUGCUUCUUAAAGAAAACCAUAGACCUAUUACAAAUUGGAUUCCAGUGCUGUGGAAACAAUGGCUUCAGAGACUGGUUUGAAAUUCAGUGGAUAUCCGUUCGUUAUCUGAAUAUGGCCUCCAAAGAGGUUUUGGACCGUCUGAAAAGUAAUGUUGAUGGGAAGUUCUUGGUGGAUGGAGUGCCCUUCAGCUGCUGCAAUCCAAAUUCACCACGACCUUGUAUCCAAUACCAUCUUACAAAUAACACCGCUCACUAUAAUUAUGAUUUUCUGAUGGAGGAGCUCAAUAUCUGGAUGAAGGGAUGCAGGCAGGCCCUUCUGGAUUACUACACUGAUAUCAUGAGGUCAAUUGGGCUCACAGUGCUCAUCAUCUGGUUGUUUGAGAUCUCUGUACUUAUUGGGGUCCGUUACCUGCAAACAGCAAUGAAGAAUGUUCUCCUAUUGGGUGAUCCAGAGUGUGAAUCAGAUGGCUGGUUACUGGAGAACAGCUUUGUAGAAACUGCCAAAUACAACUUUAGCAUCAUUAAGAACCUUGGCAAAGCUAAUCAGAUCUCUACUGUCUCAGAGAUGAAUGAUCCCAAUAUGGAUGUUCAAACUGCAAACUAUGGUCCUGACAAUGUUCAAUCAAAAUCCAUCCCCACAGCUAGCUAGACAUGACAGAUGCUUUAUUAAAGACCUAAAUAUGGUGAGAUACCUUAACUGCAAUCCUGAAGUUACCAGAUUUUUCACCGGUGGGGACAAAAUGAGAACACUUACUGGGUAACUGGACAAAUCACAGAGUGGUGGCAAGUCCAAAAGUUGAGAAUCCUUGGGCUGGAUAUAGCUUCUGUAGGCCAGAGUUCCUGUCCCCCUGGCUUCUUUACUCACUCUUGUGAAAGCCUCACUUUUUAAUACUGCAUAAAAUGAUAUGGCAUGGAUUAAGUUUUCUCCAAUCUCUCACUGCAUACCCUGCCCCACAUAUUCCUCGCAUGGUCUGAAAAACAUGAAAAUCAGAGCGAAGACUAUAUAGCGGAGGAAAGUCAGAAUGGACACCUACAAAGGAACUACUAUUUCAGUCUUUCUACACUUGAAUUAUAACGUUCUUAAAUAAAUGACAAACUAUCGUCAAGUGAAAGUGCUGUUACAAUAAAAUCCAAGUGAACCUAUUAAAUUUUAGCACCAUGGACAAAUUCCCAGUGUAUUACUGAGCUUCAAAGGGAAUUUAUUAGCUAACCACAAUCAAGUUGAAAUGGUAGAGUGAAGAAAAAGCAAGUUAAUUUUUAAAGAAAAACCCUGAAAUCUGUCUUCAACUAUGACUGCUCUUUCUCACACUUUAGAGGAUUUCAGCGGUCCUUAGUCUUUCAAAAUCAAUGGAAGAUGCUAAAAGAAAUCCCAUUCAAUGAAAUUUUAUACAGGAAAUAAAUUGAAGUCUUAAUGCUAAGGCUAUUAAAUGUUGAAAUUAGAGUCAUACCAACAAUAAAACACACUAACAGAAAGCAAACAGCACUUCUCAUAAGCAGAUGUAUUGUAGAAUAAGAUAUAUUCACUUCUUCUUGCCCUCACCCCCACAAAAAUCCCCUACUCUGUCCAAAUAACUGCUACAGAUUUGGGAGGUGAAAUACUGGAGAUUAUUUGGGCCCAGUGAAGACAGAAUGGCACUCUCUUUCCCAUUCUGUCACUUUCCUAGAUGACCAGCCUGGUCCUUUGAAUGUUGGUGUGAGAUUCAUCAAUAGCAUGACAAUAUAUUGCACACAUCACAUACUAAGCUGAUUAAUAUGUAACUAAAGAUACAGAACAGGCCAAAUAAAACAUUUUUACUUCAUACUUUGUUA